GAAACUAUACCGGCCCCCUCUCUCUCUCUCUCUCUCUCUCUCUCUCUCUUCCUCAUUUCCUUUCCGUAUAUUACUCUCUUUCUCUCUCACUUUAUUAACCCGGCAGAGGCCGAAGAGCUCGGUGUGUGCGAGGUUAGGGUUUGGAGAGGGGGGUGGGCGGGAUCGAUGGGGUGCUUUAGCUGCUCCGGGAAGCGGAGUAAGAAGCCCAAGGAGAAGGAUCAUAUCCCACCUCCCCCAGAGAAAUCAAAGUCUAUUUCUUCACAGGAUGCAAAGCGGCAAAAGUCGUUAGAAUCAAAGACGGAGAUUUCGAACAGUGGAUCCGAGCAUAUUGCUGCACAAACAUUCACUUUUCGGGAAUUGGCUGCAGCAACCAGGAAUUUUAGAGCUGAUUGCCUUCUAGGAGAGGGAGGGUUCGGUCGAGUGUACAAAGGCAGGUUGGAAGGUACUAAUCAGGUCGUGGCUAUAAAGCAGCUCGAUCGUAAUGGAUUGCAAGGAAACAGGGAGUUCCUUGUUGAAGUUCUUAUGUUGAGUUUACUCCACCACCCUAAUCUUGUCAACUUACUUGGCUAUUGUGCUGAUGGAGAUCAAAGGCUUUUGGUCUAUGAAUACAUGCCCUUAGGAUCUUUGGAAGAUCACCUUCAUGGUAUGGUAAUUGAUUUCACUACUCUCUAUAGUCAUCACAUUUUUGGUGGUUAUAUACUGAAAUUGAUAGCUAAUGAUUUCCUGGUCUCAUCAGACCCUUCUCCAGAUAAGAAGAGGCUGGAUUGGAAUACCAGAAUGAGAAUAGCUGCUGGUGCAGCUAAAGGAUUAGAGUACUUGCAUGAUAAAGCCAAUCCGCCUGUCAUCUAUCGUGACUUGAAGUGCUCGAAUAUUUUGCUUGGAGAGGGAUAUCAUCCUAAGUUAUCCGACUUUGGGUUGGCUAAGUUGGGUCCAGUUGGGGAUAAAACUCAUGUAUCCACCAGGGUAAUGGGAACAUAUGGAUAUUGUGCACCUGAAUAUGCUAUGACCGGACAGCUGACUCUUAAAUCAGAUGUUUACAGCUUCGGUGUUGUUCUUUUGGAGAUCAUCACUGGAAGAAGAGCUAUCGACAAUUCUCGGGCUGCUGGAGAGCACAAUCUCGUUGCUUGGGCGCGUCCGCUUUUCAAAGAUAGGAGGAAAUUUCCCCAAAUGGCGGAUCCGACCCUUCAGGGCCAAUAUCCAACCAGGGGAUUGUACCAGGCACUUGCCGUUGCUGCAAUGUGCGUUCAGGAGCAACCAACCAUGAGACCUCUCAUAGCCGAUGUAGUCACUGCUCUCUCGUACCUUGCCUCCCAAACUUAUAACCCGGAAGCACAAUCAAAUCAAAACACCUCUUGGUUGUCCGCUCCAGGUACCCCCCCUCGGACACGGAGGGACAUAGAGAGGAAAUCAGGUGGUAGUUCUUCUGACAAAAGAGCAGUUUGAGGGAUUAAAGUAAAGAAAAAAAAUUUCCGGUAGUCUGGGGUCUGGGAAGGAGUAUGCUCCUCAUUAUGUAAAAAAGAUGCUCAGAAAUUCUACUUUGCGGCUCUAUCCUGAGGUGGACCUAGAACUGAGAAAGACUUUGAUCACUGGAAUUUCACCUUUGCGUCGCAAUCUCUCCUCUGGAUAUCGAAAUUUUUGUCUUUUUGCAGGUUUCAGAUGAGCGUACCUUGCUAGAUUAAAUUCCUAUUGUUUGUGAGAGUGGGUUAUAUUGUUCUUGUUGUACAUGUUCUUUUGGGUCCUUGUAUUUACGUAUGUCUUAAAAAUUUGAGUUAUAUAUAUUUAUUCCCUCCUUUUCUCUCGAA
Molecule: messenger RNA, 1802 nt
Organism: Ananas comosus (pineapple)
Lineage: Eukaryota; Viridiplantae; Streptophyta; Magnoliopsida; Poales; Bromeliaceae
Product: probable serine/threonine-protein kinase PBL7
Exons: 4
Coding region: 166-1443 (425 amino acids)
Biological process (GO): protein phosphorylation
Molecular function (GO): protein kinase activity; ATP binding
Source: RefSeq, a predicted model, not a curated record